Amoebophrya sp. A25 is the source of this 3816-nucleotide messenger RNA. Lineage: Eukaryota; Dinophyceae; Syndiniales; Amoebophryaceae. The record is from the annotation of a GenBank genome assembly.
GCGAAAAAGAAACUAGUAAAGGAGCGGAGCAAUAUCGUCGGUGGAGCAGAAGCAUGAUGUGCCUUCUUAUAUCGUGAUGUAGUAAGAUUCAUCGGAAAAUGAAAAGGUUUUGAAGAGAGACGCGCGCUGUUCCAUUUACCCAACCGGACCUACCCUACUCCUGUCCCCAUGUGCAUAAGUACUUAGAAGAUUAUAACUUGUGAUAUUUAAUACGACAAAGAUUCAGACCAUUUCUUGCAAAAGGCCCUGAACAAAGGCUAACGCUAGUGAUGCUUCUGAGCUGGAACUAGAAUUUCGUCUCCGAUUGAGAAGCCAUGACGUGAAUCGACUUUUUUGACGAAGCACCAUUUACAACUACAUCGAGCAUUAUUCAAGAACGUCACCAUCUCACAUCACCUUCGACAAGACAAAAGUACUGUAUUGUAGAAAAACGGGUAAGUAGACACUUUUGAGAAAGAAACUAGUUUAAACAUUUAGCAAGAUGGCGGACGAGGAUACAGAGCCGAAAUACCAGCUGAAGGUGAAGCCUGAUGGCGACAUCCUGGACACCUCAAAGCAUUUUGAUGGCGAUGCAGUCGCAACGUACUUACACUAAGUUAAGCCUUUCGUUCCUUACUUUUCAUGCAUAGAUAACUAGAUGGUGUAUUCUGCCACAUGAAUGGGUACACCACUACUGUUACAUAGACACCCACGAGGACCAGAUGUCAUCUCUGCGCGAGAAUGGAUGUUGUUGAGUUAUAGAGUUGUUAGUGUAGUCAUACUCAUAGUCUCACAUUUGUUGACCAAUCAAUACAGAUUUUUUCUAGAAUCCCCUGACUUAGUUACCAGCAAUGAAAGGUACCUAAACAAAGACGUGUAUGAUGGGACCUUUCUCUCAGGCAGGAGAGACGGCAAGGGAACAUACAUCUUCGGAAACAACAAAGACUGGUACUAUGUAUUUGAUCUUAUAAGAAUGUAACCACACGUCGCACACAAUCUAGUUAUAGAUGCUAAGGAGAACGAGUUGCUUUAUUUGAUUAUUUUCAUGAAAAAAGCUCGACAAGUCGUUGAACAUGCCUUUAUCCCCCUGCAACACGCGCUCCUGACACAACUUUCAGCUAUGCAGGCGGAUACCUCGAGAACAAAAGGCAUGGUAUGGGUAGAUUUGUCUACAGCGCGGACCCACCAGAAGCACCAGAGGAUCCAGAAAAUGCGCCAGUGCGUGGAGGCGAAUAUCAUGGAAUGUAUACCAGUGAAGUAAAAUUGUUCGGACUAGGAGUAGGAACACCGUUAAUUAUUAUGGAAUGAGUGCGCAGUGCCGGAAACGGAAUGAGUGCUUUAGCUUCUUUUAUCUUAGUCUCACCAUCAGCGCGGAUUGCUCUCGUUGUUCUUGGACUGUACCAGAUGGCCAUCGCGUUGAACAAGGCUCUUCCUGAAGAUGAGGGGAACAAGAGAGACCCUGGGUGACCCUUGAGGGAUGACCAUGAUGCGUCUGAGUUCUAUUCUAUAUAAUUUUAUCAAAGUCGCUAUAGCCUGGUGCUUGCUAACCUGCAUUUUCAUUUUCUAAUUGAAAUUAAUUAUUAUUUCGUCUGUUCUGUAUCUGCCUGGGCCUGGAUAUCUACUUAUGCUAAGAGUGUUACUUUCCUCCCUAUUCUUUUUCUACCCUUGAGAGUACUACUGCGACCGAGUAAUGCAGACGCACUAGAUCUUCUCGCCACUACUUCUUCUUCUGCGUCGACUUCUGCGGAGCUGCUUCGCGGAGCGUUUUAGGCCAACUAACUGCUUCCGGCCUUGAUGUAUUUGAUCUGACUGCUGUAGGAUUCAACUUAUGCGCUUGACCUUCUUGCUGACUGCUGUAAGUGCAGUGUGUUCCACUACCCCCGUUUUUUUGCUCUCUUAUGUUCUGUUGUCGGUCGUCGCGGGCUACUCAUGAAAGUAGUGGAAGGUAGCUGUGCAAGGGGUGCUUAAUCCGCUAUCCCUGACCCCCUCGCGCCUCUGUGUUUUUUCGUCUUUCUUUCUCUUGAAUGAACCCCCUUCCUCCCUGUUUUUUCUGGAUAGUACUAUGAUGGGACGCGCUCCGGUUCAGGUUCUUUACCUCUAGGUGUAGUCUUCACUCAUUUCAAGCACUGCUCUCUCCGCUUCAAAGCUUAUUAUGGAAACUAUGAAACAACUACUUUGUCAUGUUUAUUUCGUUACUAUUAUGGAGAAAAUUCAAGCAAGGUGGACUGCAAAAAUCCGGACCGUAUUAAGUCCGUCUGGGCAUGAUGUGAAUCCGCAGAACACUCGCCGCCUACUGCUCUCCUUUGCAGAAAACCCGGCCCCGAUUGCGAGCAAAGAACGCCGGGCACCCUCCAAAUCCCCGCGCCCCUCCAGAAUCCCCCAGCACACAGCUGCAGGCUGAUGCGGUGGACUCUGGAGGGGCGCGGGGAAUCACAUGAAACGAAACCAAAAGACAGAAAGACCAAGGGGGGGCAAGUUACGGAAGUCCCUAAGCGGGGCACUUCCAAGACUAAGCGGCGGCAAUAGUGGCCGCUCUCGUGCAGUUCUGGGCUGCCUUAGCGCCUACAUCGUGCGACUUCAUCAGACCCAUCCAGCGCAAGGCUGCUUAAUGAUUGCAAUUUGAUUCUACUGAGUAACUCGACUCAAGGGCGACCCCUUCACCAGGUGGGCUGAAAACAAGCGCGAAGGAGGUGGCACUUUCAAGUAUGUGAACGGUGAUACCUAUAGCGGAAAUUGGAAACACGGAAAAAAGCACGGCAAAGGAGUCUACAGAUAUCAAGCCGAUGGAAGCACCUUAGAUGGAAAGUAUAUAUUUCUGUAGAUUUUCAAUUUCCAUGGAUUACAAGAACUUUAUGAUUGAUUGAAGGCACACUAUUAAAGGUAGAGAAUACGGAAAUCAAAUGGACUUGAUCAACGUGGACUUUCGUCACCACAGCAAGCCUGCUUCGUCUACCUAAUACAGGUGGGCUGAUGGCAUGUUUGUGCAAGGAACAUGGACGUUGACAUCGGGAGUGAAGUAUGUUGGAUCAUUCAAAUGGAAUCAACCACUUGGAGACGGUAUUUGCUGUUUUUGAUGCCUUUGACUUUAUUUAACUUUAACUAGUUAUCGUUUUCUUUAUUUUUUGUUAGCGUGGUCUAUUGAAACACUAACACAUUCUCAUUCAACGACGAAUUGGCGAAAUGGAUGUUGAUAUAGAAAGUAUUUAUGCGUCAGUUCUUACUACAUCACGCCCUACGCACGGGCGUUCGAAGAUGAGCAUCAAAAACAUCACACAGGUGUGUGGGUCUUUCCAGAUGGGAACCAGCUAUGUGGCACGUUCACGCAAGUUGAGGAGCGCGACGAGGAAGAGGCAGUGGAAGGUGAGGCGCCUGCUGACACUGCCCCGAAGAGUGUCGCUGUUUCCUGGAAGUCUAACGUUACAGUGACAAUCUGAUAUAUAUAUAUGUCUAGGUCUUGUUAUCCACUCUACUAAGCGAACCUAUAAUGUGAUUGAUAAAGCUACAAGACAAUGAUAAGCUUGAUAGGUCAUACAGUAUAGUCAACCGCAUUGACUUACACCACCGCAACGCGCCAUAGAAGCGCCAAACACGACACCCGUUUUAAUGCAUUGAUGAUUCACUAUGUAUGAGUUCAAUUACUACAGUAAAAUCCCAGAAUAAAGACUGUCGAGAAUUUUGUCUCUCUCAAUGUUUGGCAGGACCACAGACGACCUUGAAGUGCUAAGAGCACAUUCACAGAGGAUAGUGAUACGCAAGGAAAUUGAUCAUACACAUACCUUUCCAACAUCCUCCUGCUUGUGAGAAGUCAGGGCAAUGGAUUCGGAGCCGCACCUAACG